Cyprinus carpio (common carp) is the source of this 3197-nucleotide messenger RNA. RefSeq names its product FHF complex subunit HOOK interacting protein 2B-like. NCBI's taxonomy places the organism in Eukaryota, Metazoa, Chordata, Actinopteri, Cypriniformes, Cyprinidae. The transcript has 17 exons. The record is from RefSeq and is a predicted model, not a curated record.
CGCUGUCAUGACUCAGUAGUGUUCACUAUCGCUGCUGCAGACAGAUCGAAUCGCUCGAGCUCAGACGCAACAUAAACAAUGUUUACAAACCACACCAGCGCUGUGUAAUGGAUAUAAAGAUGUCUCAGACUUCACAUAGAGUUAUAUAAGCUCAGCCAUGGACAUGUUUAAUAAAGUGACGGCCUUUCUGCAGCAGGCCUUGGAAACAAGGGAGCCUUCGAUAAACCUGCUGGACUCUUUUGUGAAUCACUGGAAAGCAAUAACCAACUAUUACAUAGAAACAACAGAUGAGUCUCGUCCGGUGAAGCAGACAGACAUCCCAUGGUGCCUCAGACAGAUGCUGGACAUCCUGGUGUAUGAGGAGAAACAGCAAGGAGAGGAAACGGGUCCCUGCAUGGAGUACCUGCUCCAGCACAAACUACUAGAGACGCUUUGCACGCUGGGAAAAGCACAGUAUCCUCCUGGCAUGAGUCAACAAGUGAUGAUGUUCUUCUCUAAAGUCCUGAGCCAGAUUCAGAAACCUGUGCUGCAUUUAAUCAACGUCUAUCGGCCCGUGCAGAAACUGAUUAAUUUAUGUGGACUCCCUGAUUCAAAGACUGAAACAGAGGAGUCUCAGUUUUUAUUUUUUUUGUUUUGAUUUUUGUAAUAGAGUAAGAUUAUGUCCUUAUGUCCUCAAUUGUGUUAUUUUGUUAAUUUUGUGUUGGCUAUUACCAAAGACUCUCAGAAGAGGUGCAGCUCUACCUCAGACGAGGCUUUGGAGGAGGGCUGCAGUGGAGCCUCCAGUCCUGAGAGGGCUCCCUCUCCACCGUCUCCCUCUUCCAGUGCUGCCUCCUCCUGUUCGGCCCGGAGCGGAGCUCAUCCCUCCGGCUCACCUCAGACAGCCACAGGCAUUAUCCCUGUACUCAUGCACCUGGGGAAAAGUCGGAAAAGUCGUGUUGCGCUCCGAUCCAUGGAGAGUUUGCUGCUGCUGGUCAGUUUACCACAGGAGGACACGGGACAUCUGCUGGCUGAGGGAACGCCACUGUGUCACCUACUCGCUCAGAGACUGACUGAACUUUACUGCCUCAUACCCUCAUCACUCAGCCCUGCAGACAUUCACAGCUACUCCGGCGCUCAGUGGAGGGAUCAUUUCACACAGGACAGUCCAGAGGAGAGCCAGUUGUUUCCUGGCAGUGAGAACCUCCAGGGGUUCUUCUGUUUUUUGGACUACUGCAAUGAGCUCACCAAGGAAGCACCAAGGGUACUUGGUGUUAAAAUGGCCAGAGCAAUUCACCUUCAGUGGCUUAAAGGAGUCGUUCAGCCUCAUCUGCUUCAGAUGUCAGAGGCUGGGAUCCUGGUACACACUGCAUUGCUGUCCUGUUCUGUACGUCACAUACACUCUCCUGCACUCCUGGAGGAACUGGUCCAGUUUCUGCUGGGCAGCGACACACAUUGCGAAAAGCAACAGGACACACAGACACACAUUCUACGUUACCGCCUUAUUGAACACUGCAACCACAUCUCAGACGAGAUCAGCAUCACAACCUUGCGUCUCUUUGAGGAGCUUCUACAGAAGCCCAGCAAGAGCAUCUUGACCAAUCUGGUGCUGCGUAACCUUGAGAAGCGCAGCUACAGGCUGCCCGGGUCAGGGGUCAUGGACGAGAGACAUGGAGUUGAGAGUGAUGUUCUGGAAGAGUCUGAGGAGCUGGAAGAGGAUCCCUUCUUCACAGACAUGUAUGAAGACAGUGGGUUCGGCAGCCAGGAGCCUCUUCUGUCUCUGCCCAGUGCCAGAGAGAGACAUAAUCCCAGAGCGCACACACAAGUUGCAGACAUCGUCAACAGCUUCUUGUGUCUAGUGCCCCAAGAGACAAAAACAUCGCAUCUGGUGCAGGGAGCAGGAUAUGACACAUACGUUCAUGAUGCACACAAACUGUUAAAAGAAUGUAUUGCUCUUUCACGGGACUGGAACUGGACAGAUUCUGUCAAAACCACUGAAACCCACCCAGCUACAGACUUCUAUGAAGGGCACUUCUUACAAAUCCUGUUCGACAGGAUUGCACGCAUACUAGAGCAGCCGUAUGAGCUGAAUCUGCAGGUGACGUCAGUUCUGUCCAGAUUAGCUGUGUUUCCUCACCCUCACCUGCACGAAUACCUGCUGGACCCAUACAUCAGCCUGAGCCCUGGAGCGCGAUCCCUCUUCUCCACAUUAGUCAGGGUGAUCGGGGAGUUAAUGCAGAGGAUCCAACACAUCCACAAUGUGACAGACAAACUGAUGAUGAUCAGGAGACAGCUGAUGGGACUGGAGGAGGAGACUUUGUUGGAUCAUGUGACCCUGCUGAAGGGUGUGAUAGUUCUGGAGGAGUUCUGCAAGGAGCUGGCGGCCAUAGCAUUUGUCAAACUACCCAUAGAAGAGCAGUGAACACAUGAUGCUGAAGCCAAAGACAAUACAAAGGAUCAGCACCCAACAUCUGUUGAAUGACUCCAUCACUGGGAGAAAAUGGAUUUGCACAGAACUGAGUUAAGUGGCAAUAUUUACAGAUAAACAGGUCACUUUUGUUUAAUGUUGUCAGGGACGAGUCAGACUGGUUCUACAGGAUUUCACAAUGACUGUGUGAUGUACGAAGUCUUUUAUUCUCCACAGCUGCACAUCUUGCUAAAUGAUUACAUUUCACUUUAGAUGGAAGCAAUAGAAAACUUAUUUGUCUCUUGCACAAUAUUUAAGUUUUUUACUAUGUACUAUAUUUUAUAGAGAUUUUAGGUCCAGUCAGUCAGUUCUCUUUGACUAUUAUGGUCAGUUACACCUGUUAAUGUUUUUUCAUUCAGAUAUGCAAAUCAAAUCCUGAUCUCAGAUCAGAAUUCAUACACUAUGGAUUUUAAGCCACUGCACAUCCCCUCUUCAACUAUUCUUUUUGAAAUAUUAACUGGACUUGUUUAAGUAUAUCAUUAUGGUGUGUGAAGUAAUUUUAUUUAUCUUUAAUCUACUUUUGUAAAGCCUGUGGAUAAUCAAGUGUUGUUUUAUUUUUCGGUAUGUUAUAUGGCUGAAUCAAGGGCCAGAUAGGUACACAGAUUUGUUUAGUUUGUGUGGUUGUGAUUUGCCAUUGGCCGGUACUCACAACAUAUCCUUAUUUCCUAUAGAGGUCUGACGACUGUACGCAGUACAUGCUUAUUUCUGUUGUCACAGCAAUAAACUCCUAAAAUAUUCAUGCAGAUUUCAUACA